This is a messenger RNA of Lodderomyces oxycetoniae, 2073 nucleotides long. It is a transcript of the gene KAR2, whose product is annotated as Hsp70 family ATPase. Bases 1 to 2073 code for a protein of 690 amino acids. The transcript has a single exon. The record is from RefSeq and is a predicted model, not a curated record. Gene Ontology annotation, cellular component: cytoplasm; endoplasmic reticulum lumen; endoplasmic reticulum chaperone complex. Gene Ontology annotation, molecular function: ATP binding; ATP-dependent protein folding chaperone. Gene Ontology annotation, biological process: endoplasmic reticulum unfolded protein response. NCBI's taxonomy places the organism in Eukaryota, Fungi, Ascomycota, Pichiomycetes, Serinales, Debaryomycetaceae.
AUGAGAGCUACUCAAUCUAGGUGUUGGUUUCCCCGUAUAGGUCUACUUUAUGUAGCCUUGGUGAUGUUGAUUCCAUUUUUAGUUUCAUCUAGAAGUGGAUCUGCUGUUGUUGCUGGAGCUGGUGGUUCCGAUGAAGACAGUACAGAUAGUUAUGGUACUGUUAUAGGUAUAGAUUUGGGUACUACAUAUUCAUGUGUUGGAGUAAUGAAGAAUGGUAAGGUUGAGAUUUUGGCCAAUGACCAAGGAAAUAGAAUUACUCCAUCUUAUGUGUCAUUUAACGGCGAUGAACGGUUAGUUGGUGAUGCCGCUAAAAAUCAAGCUCCUUCUAAUGUCAACAAUACCAUUUUUGACAUUAAGAGAUUAAUUGGUUUGAAAUAUAACGAUGACACAGUACAAAAGGAAUUGAGGCAUUUACCAUACAGGAUUACAAACAAGAGCAACAAACCGGUUGUUGAAGUUGAGUUCAAUGGUGAAGAAAAGACAUUUUCUCCCGAGGAAAUUUCAGGUAUGAUUUUGGGUAAAAUGAAGAAUAUCGCCGAGGAGUAUCUUGGUAAAAAGGUCACUCACGCUGUUGUUACUGUUCCUGCAUACUUUAACGAUGCUCAAAGACAAGCCACUAAAGAUGCUGGUACCAUUGCCGGUUUGAAUGUCUUGAGAAUUGUUAACGAGCCAACAGCAGCAGCUAUUGCUUAUGGAUUGGACAAGACUGAUAAGGAGAAACAAAUUAUCGUUUACGACUUGGGUGGAGGUACCUUUGAUGUGUCAUUGUUGUCCAUCGAAGGUGGUGUUUUUGAAGUUUUGGCAACUGCUGGUGAUACUCAUUUGGGUGGUGAAGAUUUUGACCACAAGGUUGUUAGAUACUUGGCCAAGCAAUUCAAAAAGAAGCACAACAUUGACAUUACGUCGAAUCCAAAAGCCAUUUCAAAAUUGAAGAGAGAAGCUGAAAAAGCCAAAAGAACUUUAUCUUCACAAAUGUCCACUAGAGUUGAAAUUGAUUCAUUUGUCGAUGGUAUUGACUUUUCUGAAACUCUUUCAAGAGCCAAGUUUGAGGAGUUGAAUAUUGCUGCAUUUAGAAAAACUUUGAAACCAGUUGAACAAGUUUUGAAAGAUGGUAACGUUAAGAAGUCUGAAAUCGAUGAUAUAGUUUUGGUUGGUGGUUCUACUAGAAUACCAAAAGUUCAAGAAUUGUUGGAAAAUUUCUUUGAUGGUAAAAAGGCAUCUAAAGGUAUUAACCCAGAUGAAGCUGUUGCCUAUGGUGCCGCUGUCCAGGCUGGUGUCUUGAGUGGUGAAGAGGGAGUUGAUGACAUUGUUUUGUUGGAUGUCAAUCCAUUGACUUUGGGUAUAGAAACAUCAGGUGGAGUUAUGACCACUUUGAUCAAGAGAAACACUGCUAUUCCAACUAAAAAGUCACAGAUUUUCUCAACAGCUGCCGAUAACCAGCCAACUGUUUUGAUCCAAGUUUACGAAGGUGAAAGAACAAUGGCUAAGGACAAUAACAAAUUGGGUAAGUUUGAAUUAACUGGUAUUCCACCAGCUCCAAGAGGUGUUCCUCAAAUUGAAGUGACAUUUUCUUUAGAUGCCAAUGGUAUUUUGAAAGUUGAAGCUUCCGACAAGGGAACAGGUAAAUCCAAGAGUAUUACAAUUACCAAUGAAAAGGGAAGGUUAUCUAAGGAUGAUAUUGACAGAAUGGUUGAAGAAGCCGAGAAGUAUGCUCAACAAGAUCAAGAAUUGAAGGAAAAGAUUGAAGCUAGAAACUCAUUAGAAAACUAUGCCCACCUUCUAAAAGGUCAAUUGAAUGACAAAUCCGACACUGGAUUAGGUUCGAAAUUGGACGAGGAUGACAGGGAAACAUUAGACGAUGCUAUCAAGGAAACUUUGGAAUUCAUUGAAGAUAACUUUGAUACUGCUACUGCUGAAGAAUUUGAAGAUCAAAAACAAAAAUUAGUCGACAUUGCUAACCCAAUAACAUCUAAAUUAUAUGGCGGCGGUGAAGCUGGUCCAAAUGACGGAGGUGAUGAUGCUAAAUUUGGCGACGACGAUUCAGACGACGAAUUAGAUCAUGACGAAUUGUAA